AUGAAUGUUAUGCAAUUAGCGAAAAAGUUUCCCCAGUUUUCACAACAAGAAAUUUUCGAUCUUACAGCACAAUUCAAUAAAAUAGAUAUUGACGGAAACGGUGCACUUGAACAGAAAGAGGUUGUUAAAGCUUUACAAGAAUCGGGAGAGAAUAAAUCCUAUGAUGAGAUUCGUGCGACAUUAAAAGAAAUCGACUUGAGUUCUACGGGCAAAGUCGAAAUAGAAGAGUUUGUGGAGCUUAUAGCAAAGCUUAGGGAAGGACGACACAAGAAAGCUUUUGUAGUCAAUAAGCAUAAAAUUACUGUUCAUGGCUCUAGUACAAAUAUUUCUCACACUAUUAACGAAGAUGAAAGGACUGAAUUCACAAGGCACAUAAAUCAAGCAUUGACCGGUGACUCUAUUGUCAAGGAUAAAAUUCCAGUUGAUACGAAUACCAUGCAACUGUUUGAUGAAUGCAAAGACGGUUUAAUCCUUGCAAAAUUAAUCAAUGAUUCUGUACCGGAUACAAUCGACGAGAGAGUUCUCAAUGUCCCAGUUCGAGGAAAGACGAUCAAUAAGUUUCAAAUGACCGAAAAUAACAACCUUGUCAUUUUCUCUGCAAAAGGGAUUGGUUGCAACGUUGUUAACAUUGGAUCGGCAGACUUAAUUGAAGGCCGAGAACAUUUGAUCCUUGGUCUAAUUUGGCAAAUUAUUAAAAUUGGAUUGUUAAACAAAAUUGACAUUAAACUACAUCCAGAGUUGUAUCGUCUUCUUGAAGAAGAUGAAACACUUGAGCAGUUUUUGAAGUUGCCACCCGACCAAAUUUUACUGAGAUGGUUUAAUUAUCAUCUAAAGGCAGCCAAGUGGAAUCGCAGAGUCGCGAAUUUCAGCAAAGAUGUUUGCGAUGGUGAAAAUUAUACUGUUCUUCUUAACCAGCUUUCUCCUGAACUCUGUUCACGCGAUCCAUUAAAAGAACUCGACCUCCUCGAACGUGCCGAAAAGGUUCUCCAAAAUGCUGAGAAAUUAGGUUGUCGCAAAUAUUUGACUCCGAAGGCGCUUGUUGGAGGGAAUCCAAAAUUAAAUUUGGCAUUUGUCGCUCAUCUGUUCAAUACACAUCCGUGUCUUGAACCACUUGACGAAGAAGAAAAAGCUGAACUCGAAGAAUUCGAUGAUUCCGAUGAUAGGGAAGCAAGAGUGUUCACUUUAUGGUUGAAUAGCUUGGACGUUACACCUGCUGUCAAUAGUUUGUAUGAGGAUUUGAAGGAUGGUCAAAUUCUUCUACAAGCUUUCGAAAAAAUCAAGCCUGGUAUAGUAGACUGGAAAAAAGUAAACAGGUCUGCAAACCUAUCAAGAUUUAAGCAAGUGGAAAAUACGAAUUACGCCAUUUUGUUAGGAAAACAGUUGCGAUUUACGCUUGUUAACAUUCAAGGUGCUGAUAUUUGUGAUGGCACAAAGACCUUGACUCUUGGACUUGUAUGGCAAAUGAUGCGUAUGAAUAUAAUUAAGACACUUACGAGUUUGUCUAAGGGAGGCCGUGAAGUUAACGAUGAUGAUUUAAUAAGAUGGGCAAAUGACACAGUGAGUCGUGGUGGUAAAUCAACAAAGAUGAGAAACUUUAAAGACCCAUCUUUGAGGAAUGGUAUAUUUCUUAUCGAUUUGCUAAACGGAAUUAGACCUGGCGUAGUGGAUUAUAGUCUAGUAACAAAGGGAAUAUCAGAUGAUGAUGCUACGCUCAAUGCACGGUAUGCGAUAUCCAUUGCUCGAAAAAUUGGUGCAACCAUUUUUCUAUUACCAGAAGAUAUAGUUGAAGUUCGGCCUCGAUUGAUCCUGACUUUCAUUGGGAGUUUAAUGGCGUUGGACAAAGCAGCUAAUCGAUAG
Molecule: messenger RNA, 1857 nt
Organism: Acaulospora morrowiae
Lineage: Eukaryota; Fungi; Glomeromycota; Glomeromycetes; Diversisporales; Acaulosporaceae
Source: the annotation of a GenBank genome assembly